AUAACCUUACUUAAAAAACGUGUGUGAUAGUGGCACGUGAAUUUAUUCAAAUAUUUAUUUAGGAAUGUUUAAUUAAUUCUCAAAGGAUUUCAAUUAAGUUUAAUUUUGUAUUAAAAACAUUAGUUUUAAUUUUUCAAGAUGACUCAAAAAGAUUUUCCCCGUGGUGGGAAGAAGCCCAAAAUUGCACCCUCAUCAAAAUCUCUAUUAUUCGAGAAGAAUAAUCCCAUAAAAGUGAGAAAAAAUAAAACAACAAAAAAUACAAAGAAAAGUCAUGAGGAAGAUACACUUGUUGCGUCAACGGCACAAUCGUUAACAUUUUCAAAUUUAUGUGAGGGAAUGGUGAUAUUAGGAAGAGUACACAUGAUAAGAGAUUAUGAUUUAAUUAUAUCUUUACCAGGACGAUUAACUGGACGUGUAAAAGUUACCGAUAUCAGUGAAUCAUAUACAAAUCUAUUGCAAAGUGUUGUAAAUUCCGAAGGCGAUUCUAUAACAGAAUUUAGAACUCUAGCUGAAUUAUUUAAACCAGGUGAUAAUGUUGUCACUUACAUUAAAGCACUCGGCGAAGACAAUUGGCGUGUCUCAUUAUCAUUGGAACCAAAUUUAUUGAAUCAAAAUUUAAAUUCCAAUUCAAUAACCAAUAAAUCGAAAAUUAUUUGCUCAAUCGCAAGUGUUGAAGAUCAUGGCUAUGUUCUCGAAACUGGAAUUCCAAAUGUUCGUGGAUUUUUAUCAAAAAAGGACAUUGAAGAUGAUCAUAAUUCCAUUUACUUUCCAGGAAAACAAAUAAUGUGCGCCGUGAAAAAUAUGAAAAAUGACGAUAACGCAUCAAUAAUAACACUAUCAACAAAAACCAAUCAUUUAGAAACAAUUGUGGAAAAUGUGAAAUCACUCAAUAGUUUAAUGCCAGGAAUGCAAUUGACUUUGACAAUAAAAAAAAUUCUUUCCAAUGGAUUACAAAUUUCCUAUAAUGGUGACAAAAUUGGUUAUAUUAAUCAAAUUCACAUACCAAAAAUUCUUUCUCAAUAUACACCAGGAUUAGAGGUUGAUGGAACAUUAUUGUAUAUUAUUCCAACGGUGAAAUUUGCAUAUUUUACAUUAUUAAAACAAAUUCCGGAAAAAUCACAAAUCAAUAAAGGUGAUAUUGUCAAUGCUCGUGUUUCAUAUUUGGAAUCAAGUGGAAUUAUCGUGAAAUUAGGAAAAGAUCUCAAAGGUUUAAUACCAUACAAAAGAACUCAUGUGAAUUCAAAUAAAGUAAAAGAAAUUUUCACUCCAGAAUCGGAUCACAAAUGUCGAAUACUCACCUACGAUAUUAUGGAUCGUAUUUACAUUUGUUCGACAGAGAAAAAAAUUUUAGAAGCCACACAUUUAUCAAUAGAAAAUUUCAUUCAUGGCGAAAUAAUUGAAGUUGUUGUCAAUGAAAUAAAUCGUGAAACUGGUUUUAUUAAAGUUUCCACUGGCAAAAUAUUGGGAACAAUUCCACCUUAUCAUAGUUCUGAUAAUGAAAAAUGCUCAUCAAAAUUAAAAGUCAAUGAUAAAGUGAGCGCUAAAGUGUUGUCUAAUAUUAAUAAAAAAUUAACAUUCACCUUAAAACCUCUUCUUAUCAAUAGCAAUUUGCCAAUUUUGGAUAAUAUUCACCACGCUCAUGUUUCAUCACAACAUCAUGGGACAAUUCGUCAAAUUACCGAUAAGGGAAUUCUAGUGAAAUUUUACGGUGAUCUUGCCGGAUGGGUUCCACUUUCUUUUCUUGAUCCACAAUUAAUAAAACAAAAAUGGAAUCAUUUUAUCGGUGAAGUAGUAACUGUGAUGAUUAAAGCUGUUGAUAUCGCACGCAAUAAAUUAACAUUAAAAAUUAUUAAGGAAAAAAAGAAAAAAAUUACCUUUAAAAUUGGUGAAACAGUCAAUGGUAUUGUUCUCAAUUCAUCAACAGAGGGAAUACAAUUGAAAAUCAAUAAAAAUAAUUUAGAAACAAUGGGUUUUAUUCCCGCUGGACAUAUUGCACCGUGUCCCGAAUUAGCUAGUUUAAUAGCAUCGAAAACAAUUCCCGGUGAUGAAAUAACGGCUUUGGUAUUCUCAACAAAUCCCAAUUUAUUAUUGAGUGUAUCAUUUGUUCCACAAGCUGAUGUAACAUUAAAAAAUUUAAAAAUCAAUUCAACUAUUUUAUGUUCGGUGAAAAAUUUCACUGAUAAUAUUUGUCGUGUUAUAUUGCCAAUUAAUGAUUUUCUUGGCAAUGCACAAGUGAAGAAAAAUUUUCACGACAAUGAAGAUUUAAUACGUACAAAUCAAAUUUUAUUAAGUAAAAUUCUUUCAAUUGAUAAUGAUGGUAAAAAAGUGACUGUAUCGACACGUUUAACGGAUUUAUGGAAAAAACCAACGGAAUCAAUGUCGGCAAUCGAUACAUUGGGUAUUUAUUUAAUAAAAAUGAAGGAAUUAUCGGAAAAGGAUUAUUUUAAAAAUCGUCCAAUAUCGUCAAUUGAAUUGGGACAAAAAAUUGAUGGAAUUGUCGAGACAAUAACUGAACAUGGUUUAAUUUUAAAAUUAAAGGACAAUUUAAAGGCAACUGUUCGUAAGGAUCAUUAUCGUGGUGAUGUUCGUGUUGGUGAUAAAGUUAAAGGCGUUGUACUUUGGGUGAAUUUUAUCUAUGAAUUAUUGGAAGUUACAUUAUUGCCACAACUUGUCUCGUCGAUUAGUGGAAAACAAUCGAAAUUUCAAAAAUUACCAUUGGAAACAAAAUUACGUGGUACUAUUGUUUUGAUAACAAAUUGGUUUAUUCUUGUACUUCUCAAGGGACAAUAUAAUGGUGGAUUUGUUGUUAUGCCCGCGAGAUUACAUCUCAAUGAUUUGAAUCCUGAUUUAUCGACAUACAAUAUUGGUCAAAAGGUACGAUGUUUUGUUGUACUUAAUGAAAUUGAAUGUAAUUCGUUGAAUAUUUGUUUACCAAAGUCAAUGUUUGAAUCGAAGAAAACGCCAAUGGCUAAUCAUCUUUGUAAAAAGUUACUCUCGAUUAAUAAAGUUUCGAAACGAAGUCAAAAUAUCGAAAUAAAAGAAGAAGACGAAGAAAUCGAAAAUAAGAAUUCAAUGAAAAUAAAAAGAAAAAAAUCUAUAGAAGAAGUAGAAAGUGAACCAGUUUCCAAAAAAGCUAAAAAGAAAUCUAAAAAGGAAGAAGAAAAAAAAGAAGAAGAAGAAGAAGAAGUUUUAUUAAACGAAGAAAUGGAAAUUGACGAAAACGCUACCGAAUUGACAAUUCCUGAGUGUGGAUUUUAUUGGGAUAAAAUGCCGAGUUCUGUAUAUCGAAAAGAAGAAUCAUCGAGUGACAGUGAAAGUGAAGAAGAGGAAGAGCAACCGAAAAAGAAGAAAAAACUCAGCGCUAACGAGCGUCGAGAACAGGAACGACAAAAAGAGAGAGAAAUUCGUGAACGUGAAGAAGCAUUGGCAGCUUCCAAUCAUAUGCCAAAAUCUGUUGAUCAAUUUGAUAGAUUAGUUCUCGGUAGUCCUGACAGUUCACUUAUUUGGUUACAAUAUAUGGCGUAUCAUUUACAAGCAACUGAAGUCGAUAAAGCGCGUUCUGUUGCAAAACGUGCUGUUAAAACAAUAAAUUUCCGCGAAGAAGAUGAGAGGCUAAAUGUCUGGCAAGCAUGGUUAAAUCUUGAAAUUAAAUUUGGAAAUACAGAAUCAUUGAACGAAGUUCUUCAGGAAGCUGUUCGUGUGAAUGAUGCGGCAAAAAUUUAUUCCCACAUGCUCACUGCCUAUUCUGAGGCUGGUAAACAAAUUGAAAUGGAAAAAACUGUUAAUAUGAUUGUGAAAAAAUUCAAAGAUCAACCGGAAAUGUGGAUCAAAUGCGGAGCUGUUUUACUAAAAGUUGGAUUAAAAGAAAAAUCACGACACAUCAUGCAAAGGGCCAUUCAAUCUCUACCUGCACCCGAACAUGUGAAUUUAAUUGUAAGAUUCGCACACUUGGAGAAUAAUCACGGUGAUAAAGAGAGAUCACAAACUUUAUUUGAACAAAUUUUGAAUUCAUAUCCAAAACGAAUUGAUGUAUGGUCAUCUUAUGUGGAUUCUUUGAUUAAAUCAGGUGAUAUUGAAAUAGCAAGAAGAAUUCUUGAGAGAUCUGUCACGACUCAAGUACUUCCAGCGAGAAAGAUGAAAGUUUUAUUUAAAAAAUACAUUAAUUUUGAAGAACAAUAUGGAAAUGAAAAAUCUGUUCAAAAUGUUCGAGAUAUGGCUAAUGAAUAUGUAAAAGAGCACAGUGGAUAGAUAAAACAUUUUUUUUUCUCAUUCUUUGUACAUAUUUUUAUGUAAACACAAAUAUUAAUUUUUUUCUUUAAUAAUUUACUAUAAAUAAUGUUUUUGAACUCGUUUUAGUGGAAAAAAUAAAGCGAAUUUUUUUUAAAAAGUCUAAA
This is a messenger RNA of Leptopilina boulardi, 4394 nucleotides long. RefSeq names its product protein RRP5 homolog (gene Rrp5). The record is from RefSeq and is a predicted model, not a curated record. NCBI's taxonomy places the organism in Eukaryota, Metazoa, Arthropoda, Insecta, Hymenoptera, Figitidae. Gene Ontology annotation, molecular function: protein binding; RNA binding. The transcript has 5 exons. Gene Ontology annotation, biological process: rRNA processing. Gene Ontology annotation, cellular component: nucleus; nucleolus; small-subunit processome. The coding region runs from base 139 to 4248 and encodes 1369 amino acids.